AUUUACGGCUGCCUAACAUAUGUUAGCGUAUACGGCAAUGUAACGUCAAGUACUCCGGUUGGCCCCCUAGAAGGAUAAGCUCGUAUAUCCCCUGUUCAAAAACCUGUAGUUCCACCUCCUUGUCCCCCCUUUCCCCAAAAUACCAUAUCCAUACGUGUCCGUCAGCACAACAAUGGCCGCACAAUCCUCCACACCCUCCACGCCCCCUGACCCCUUCCGCUCCAAGCGCCUCAUCUACCGUGCAAUCGAAGACAACGAAGAAGACACAACCUUUAUCCAAAACCACCUCAACGAGCCCGCCAUGUACCUCCUAAGCACCGAAGUCCUGCCCCGCCCCAGGACACAACGCAACGCCACCGAGUUCGUUGCCCGACAGCAGUCGCAGCUGCUAGGCGUAAUGGUCUGCCUACCCUCAGAGGAUGCCGGCUCCGAAGACGACUGGCGCAAGGCAACGCCCAUCGGCCGCGUCUCGCUGAAGAACCCCAUGGGCGCGCUAACGGCGCACCAUCGCAACGCCCUGAUUGGGAUCUCACUGAUUGCGUCGGUGCGUGGGCAGGGGUACGGGCGGGAAGCGAUCAACUGGGUGCUGGAUUGGGCGUUUGAGAUUGGCGCGUUGCAUCGCGUGUCGCUGGAGGUGCUUUCCCAUAAUGAACGGGCGUUGGGGCUUUAUCGGUCCCUGGGGUUUGUGGAGGAGGGGAGGCUGCGCGAGGCGGUUUGGCAGUUUCGGAAGUGGCAUGAUGUUAUCACGCUUGGGAUGUUGGAGGGGGAGUGGUUGAAGUUGAGGGGGAGAGAGGAGUAGUAGGGCUGGUUAGAGCGGUUGGGUUGAGUGACAUACGGGAAGGCUGCUCCUGCAAGGACUUUGAAAAUCGAAUCUUAUAGACCAACAACAACAUGGGGGUACUGUUAGGAAGGAGCGAAGUACCUCCAUAAGACCUCCUAAUCGUCAGGAAACCUCUUCAUCUUCAUCAGGCAUCUCCUAAUAUUAUUGUAUUUGCACGGGAGCUGUUGAGUAAGAAUAUAGGUUGCUAAUCGUAUACCUGAUUAGGAGAGCGCCAUUAUUCUUUGAUAUGGACCUGCUACUGGUUCGAGCGCUCUAUUGUACCAUGGGUGAACCCUCCAGGUUUUUAUAGUCAUGCUUGAAACAGUUGACCCACCAUCUUGGGGACAGCGCGUGGACUUUACUCCCGCGUUCGAGAACUUUACUCAAAAGCAAGUAAGAAUACGGCCCGCGGUGUAUCUGUGCCUACGGUAAUUUCUCGUGCGAUGGCGGCGUGAGGCUUCGCAGAGAGUAUCGUUUGUGUGGUUUGUCCUUGUAUACUAAUAUUCUUUGCUCCGGAUUAUGUACAUAGAUCGCAUAAUCACUAUGAAAUCCUUGAUCCGUCCUGUUUGUCAGCCUAACUAGACUAGCCAUUGAAACUGAUG
Aspergillus calidoustus is the source of this 1422-nucleotide messenger RNA. Lineage: Eukaryota; Fungi; Ascomycota; Eurotiomycetes; Eurotiales; Aspergillaceae. The record is from the annotation of a GenBank genome assembly.